CUCCUUUCGCUUGCAAGUUACAGAAGUAAUAAAAAGGGUGUUCUUGUUUAACUGGCAUCAAAACUCAAAAGCAAUGCAAUGUCUCGCACACUGAAAUCAACUCCACUGUUAGUCUCCUCCCCCUCCUUUUCUUCUCCUUUCUCUUUAAAAACCUACGCCGCUCCCCAUUCAACCCUUUCUUUCAAGCCCCAAAAAUCAAGGGCUGCCCAUACAAAUAUCUCUAACAAGUCUCCACUUUAUUCUACGAAAAGAUUCACUUCGCCCCAAAACAUGUUAGACAAUACAAGCUGCAGCAGCAGCAGCACAAGACAAAACAGAUGGACCCUUCACGGAAAAACAGCUCUUGUCACCGGCGGAACUCGCGGAAUUGGGCGAGCAAUUGUGGAGGAAUUGGUGGGUUUUGGAGCAAGAGUGCACACGUGUUGUAGGAAUGGAAGUGAGCUUGAUAAGUGCUUAGAGGAUUGGAAUGAUGUAUGUUCUGGUGGGAUGAUUAGUGGGUCAGUCUGUGAUGUCUCUGUUGGAGCUCAAAGGCAGGAGCUUAUGGAGACUGUUUCUUCAAAUUUUGAUGGCAAGCUCAAUAUCCUAGUUAAUAAUGUUGGGACAAACAUUCGAAAACCAAUGGUAGAGUUUACACCGGAAGAGUUUUCUACUCUCAUGGCAACCAAUUUUGAAUCUGCUUUUCAUAUUUCCCAACUUGCUUAUCCACUUUUAAAGGCAUCAGGAGAGGGAAGUGUUGUAUUCACAUCCUCUGUCUCUGGCUUUGUCUCACUGAAAUCAAUGUCUGUGCAUGGAGUGACUAAAGGAGCAAUCAAUCAACUAACAAAAAAUUUGGCUUGCGAAUGGGCAAAAGACAACAUAAGAAGUAAUGCUGUGGCACCUUGGUACAUCAAAACCUCAAUGGUGGAACAAGUCCUCAGCAACAAAAGUUAUUUAGAAGAAGUAUAUGAUAGAACUCCUCUUCGGCGUCUUGGAGAAGCUACAGAGGUUUCAGCUCUGGUGGCAUUCCUUUGUUUACCUGCAUCAUCUUACAUUACUGGUCAGAUUAUUUGCAUUGAUGGAGGGAUGUCGGUGAAUGGUUUCUUCCCAAGUCAUGGUUAGAGGUGCCCAAUUCACCUUUUACUUUUUCGAGACGGUGAGCUUGUUUGUUUUGGGUAGCUCCUGCGGAGACUUGUCAGCAAAAGGAGAUUUCUCCGCCCUUCUCAUGUUCAUUAGCUAUGUUCCUCAUCUUCUUGAACAUUUCUUAGUCAUGCUACCUCAUGUAUCCCUCCUUGAACUUGAAGGGCUCGAUUGAUCAGCUAAAUAGUGCUUUAUGGGCUUUUCGGUUAUACCAUUGAGGAUACCUUGCAGUUUACGGAUAAUUUCUAAUACGUUAAAGAUUAAUUUCUAAUAUUUUUGUAAUAACAGAAGAUUAGCAUUCAUUCA
Molecule: messenger RNA, 1422 nt
Organism: Populus trichocarpa (black cottonwood)
Lineage: Eukaryota; Viridiplantae; Streptophyta; Magnoliopsida; Malpighiales; Salicaceae
Product: tropinone reductase homolog At5g06060
Exons: 5
Coding region: 79-1098 (339 amino acids)
Molecular function (GO): oxidoreductase activity
Source: RefSeq, a predicted model, not a curated record